This is a messenger RNA of Suillus discolor, 960 nucleotides long. RefSeq lists its product as uncharacterized. The record is from RefSeq and is a predicted model, not a curated record. Bases 74 to 739 code for a protein of 221 amino acids. NCBI's taxonomy places the organism in Eukaryota, Fungi, Basidiomycota, Agaricomycetes, Boletales, Suillaceae. The transcript is spliced from 3 exons.
GCCGCGGUCAGGUUUGCCCUUUGACCGACACUACAUUGAGCCUGAGUGCCGCUCGAGAGCCUCAAUAGCAUUAAUGCGUGCGCCAACCCCGCAGUUGUCUCUCACAUCUUCGAUACCUUCGAGCAGGAAACAUGCGUUCAAGAAAAGAAAACUCAGCCAUGCUAUUCAAUCGUCCACGCGCCACGACACAGGGUCAUGUCCCUCGAAGGCAGACCAAUCACCAACACCAAAUGCACAUAAAGCCUCGACUUUGUCAUGCUCUUCAUGUCACCGUGUGUUAUCUGCAUCAAUGAGGUCUGGUGCAGGUGCAGGCGCAACUUGUGCAAUGUGUGGAUCAGCUAUAUGUGCUGUUUGUUCUCGCACAUGCUCCUCGAUGUUACGACAAUCCUCGUUCCCGCCAACACCGGCAUUAACACGUUGUCCCUCUCUGUCAGGAUCGCCGUCGCCGUCACCUUCCGGAUCUCCCAAACGAGCUGCAUUAAGUCUAAACAUCUCCACUAUGAACUGUAGUAUACUCCUCUCUCCAUCUUCUGGCAAGCGGAAGAAGUCUUCAGAAAAGGAUGACAUUGAUGUAGACUAUCCUUCGAAAUCUCGAGGCACACUUUUCGGGCUAGACGAUGGAGCUCUCCUUGUUCCUGGAUGUGGUCGACUUAUCUGCAGAACAUGCUGCGUGGAGAGUGCUCAGAACGAUGGGACUCUUUGUGUAGAUUGUUACGCCGUUGUUGAAAACGUGUUGUAGAAUGAGGAACAGUCUUAUCAUGAGGAGCCUCUCAUAAUUUCCGGAGGACCCUUCGAUUAUACCGACAUCAUCUGCAUUGUCAAUGCUUUGCUUGCUUGCUUUGUUACUCAGAUUAUUGCACGCCACAGUGAUUCCUCAUAUUGUAUACUAUGCAUUCAUUACCCUAUUUUUGCAAGCACUCAUUCACUAGAUGGAGAAUGGAAACAUUUUUGGCGAAGCUU